AUGGCAGACCUCGCAACCUGCGCGCCUUUGACGCCGUCGUCUGUGCGCUCCGCGCACAACAAAAUCAUCAACCACAUUCACCACACGCCGCUUCUUACCAACCGUACCCUCAACAGCAUCGCAUCAACACCUAUUCGUCCGGACGAGAAGGCCCCUCAGAUCCGCCUCUAUUUCAAGUGCGAGAAUGCACAACGGAUCGGGGCGUUCAAGGCGAGAGGAGCCUUUCAUGCGGUAUUGAGGCUGAUUGACGAGCUGGGUCUGGACGAGGUCAGGCGGAGGGGACUGGUCACUCAUUCUUCCGGGAAUCAUGCUCAAGCCCUCGCUCUCGCCGGAUCCACAUUUGACAUCCCCGCCCACAUUGUCAUGCCUACCAUUUCGACUCCCUCCAAAAUCGCCGGUACUCAGGCAUACACUUCACACGUUCGAUUCAGCGGGUCUACCAGCCAAGAACGUGAGGCGAUGGUUGCCGAGGUCAUGGCCGAGACCGGCGCUAUCCUCGUCCCGCCGUAUGACCACCCCGACAUCAUGCUUGGACAGGGUACGGCGGGGAUGGAGAUGGAGGAGCAGUAUCUGGGGACGCAAGGGGCAAAGUCGGAGGGAUUUGAUGCGGUGGUGGCGCCUUUGGGAGGCGGGGGCUUGUUGAGCGGAACGGCGAUAUGGUACUCGGACAAGCCGGGGACGAUGGUGUUCGGCGCGGAGCCAAACUACCAGGGCGGGAAUGACGGCGAGAUGGGACUCAAGGCGGAUCCACCUCGACGGAUCGAAACCGUCAAGACCCUCACCAUAGCCGACGGGCUACGCACACCGGUCGGCAAGAAUCCAUGGGGAAUCCUCACUGGCGGCAACUCGGUCAAACGCAAAUUCGUUGAAAGCGUCUACAGCGUCACGGAUGAUCAGAUCAAGGCGGCGCUAAAGCUGGUCAUGGAGCGGAUGAAGGUGUUUGUGGAGCCAAGUGCGGUUGUGCCGCUGGCUGUGAUACUAUACAAUGAUGAGUUCAGGCGGAUGGUGGCGGAGAGGCAGAAGGAAGGGGAGGUUUGGGAUGUGGGGGUGAUCUUCUCAGGGGGGAACACGACCAUCGAGGCGUUGAUAGCGAUGUUUGGGGCAGGGGAUGGGGUCCAAGGAGAGGAGGGCAAGCGGGCGGAGGGAGUGAUGGGGCUCGACGGGAAAGCUGUGGCGGAGAAUAUAGCUGGUUAG
This is a messenger RNA of Dioszegia hungarica, 1194 nucleotides long. RefSeq names its product threonine dehydratase. Gene Ontology annotation, biological process: D-serine biosynthetic process; pyruvate biosynthetic process; L-serine metabolic process. Lineage: Eukaryota; Fungi; Basidiomycota; Tremellomycetes; Tremellales; Bulleribasidiaceae. The record is from RefSeq and is a predicted model, not a curated record. The transcript has 2 exons. Gene Ontology annotation, molecular function: ATP binding; pyridoxal phosphate binding; threonine racemase activity. Bases 1 to 1194 code for a protein of 397 amino acids.